Messenger RNA from Vitis riparia (riverbank grape), 2340 nucleotides. RefSeq lists its product as uncharacterized. NCBI's taxonomy places the organism in Eukaryota, Viridiplantae, Streptophyta, Magnoliopsida, Vitales, Vitaceae. The record is from RefSeq and is a predicted model, not a curated record. The transcript has 14 exons. The coding region runs from base 394 to 1593 and encodes 399 amino acids.
ACCGUGGGUGGAGGCGUUGGAUCUUGCAAUUUCACGGGGGGAGGAGGAGCGAUCCCUUUAUCCAACCCAAACAGAAAAUCCAGAUUGGUCUCGGAGGCCGCCACCUGAGGUGAAGAACCUUCCAGAGGCUGGAUCUGUAGAGAAUUUAGUGCGUCCACGAACCACUACCGCUCCGAUUUGGUCUCGUCGGAACCGAAACUGGUGGAUGCAGGAGGGGUCAGCGGGAAUAGAAACAACCUGAGUCUGGAUCUGUUGUUUGUGCAGUUGCUGGCUGUGGUGAGUUAUUACCCCGAAACUGGUGGAUGCAGGAGGGGUCAGCGGGAAUAGAAACAACCUGAGUCUGGAUCUGUUGUUUGUGCAGUUGCUGGCUGUGUGCAGUGUGGAGUAUAAUACAUGGAUAAAAGGAAAAAAACAAUACAAUACAACCAGGAGGUCAAAAUAAAUAGUCGAUGCUCCAGCAAAAAACUUAGACAUCUACUUGAUGAGCUAAGUGAUGAAAAGAAGAGUAUAAUUCAACAAAUUGGCUUUGGUGGAUUACUUCAGCUCUCUUCCACAGAGAUAAGGCAUAGCUUAUGUAGAUGGAUAAUAACUCAUUUCAAUAUAGCCCACUGUAGGUUAGACAUAGGACAAGAAAGGCAAUUUCCAAUAACUUGUUCUGAUGUAGGCGAAAUUCUGGGUAUUCCAUAUAUUGGUAGGAGGCUCCUACUUUCACCUACCAAUAGGAAUAAUAGGAUGGAAAACCUAUCAGAUCUUAGAGAUAGGCUGAUUUUAAUGGAAGACAUGGCCGAGUUCAAAAAAUUGUUUAUCUUCUUCUCAUGUGCUACAUUACUUGCUCCAACAUCAAAGUUGGAUGGUAGUCAUGAGUUGUGGUGUACUUUGCUUGCUGGAGACUUUGACAUCAAUGUUAAUUGGGGUCAAUUCGUACUUGACACACUGGUUGCUGGAAUUAGACAUUUUCGAUUGGGUAAAGGCUCAUGGUUUACAGGUUGCCUUAUUUUUUUACAGCUUUUUUAUGUAAAUAAAUUUUACAUUCCAACCAUGUUGGUACCACGUACCAUCCCAAUAUGUGCAGCGUGGACUGAUGACUUGAUGAAGAAAAGGGUGCAUGCGGAAUUGCAUGAUUAUGGUGAUUUUGGACUAGCUGAUGUUGAAGAAGAUGAAAGGGAGGAAGAUGCACAUGAAGACCCUGGUAAUCCAGUAAAUGAAGUUGAAGAAGAGACUACUGAUGAAAUUAUAGCAGAAUAUAAUGCAGCAGAGAGGCAAAUUCACCAAUUGCUUCGAACAAUGAGAGGAGCAAUUGGUAAACUAGCAAAGCGGCAGAAUACAAAUAAAACCCCAUCAUCUUCUCAUCAAAACAGAAGUCAUAAUGAACCUGAUAUCAAUGAUUCUUUCCCAUCACCACCACAUGCUUAUGGAUCGCCACUAAAUGAUCGUUUUGCUGAUGGUGAAGAUAAUGUAGGCCCAUCAACCUCACAGCCAGCGGCGCAGCAUAACAUUGAGGAUGAAGUUCAGAUAAAUGCUAUUAUUCCUUACGAGACUGGACAUCCUCCAAUACGUUCAUAUCGGCUACGUCGACAUGCUACUGCCCUAUAAUCACCAUACGUGGUACAACCGUCAAUCAAAUUUUCAGCGUCUUCAUCUGUAGCAAAGCAAGUUUUGGCAUAUGCAUUGGACGAUACACGUGAUGAAAGCCAAAUAUUAUGUUCCAUGCACAAUUUCUUCUUGACAAGGUUUGACUUGAAAUGCUUGGGACCCGACAAAUUGGUUGACAAUAAGGUUGUAACCAUGCAUUGUCGAAUUUUGAAUGGUAUGGAUAAAGAAAAUAGGAAGCAUUUCUUAUCUCCAAACUUUGUGUUGUUCAUACCAAUAUGCAGGAAAAAUCAUUGGUAUUUAAUCAUUUUGAACAUUCAUGCAAAAAGAAUCGAGUUGUUGGAUUCAUUAAUUGACGGAAGGAAAAAACGGAUGGAUGCCUUCAUAGAGAAACUGGUGAACGUUUUGUCAACUGUCAUUGGGAUUCAAGAAAGAAGACCAGCAGUGAACAUGACAGAAUUUGAGUUUGUUGUUCCAGAAGUUGUCCAACAAUUGAAUCCAACGGAUUGCGGCGUAUUUGUAAUCAAGUUUAUGCAAUUAUGGAGUAACCGUGGAAUUUCUCGUGCAAUUGCAAAUGACAAGGUCAUAAAGUACAGGGAAAAACUCCUAACACAACUGAUAAUGUCUCCAGAAAAUGAAGUCAGGGAAAAUGUCUACCAGGCUAUGGAUCAGUGAUGUUGUAAUUUUUUUGGUUUAUGGUUUGGAACUCAUAGCUGCUACUAUUUAUUAAUAAUUAUUGUUAUGGCAUCA